This is a messenger RNA of Trachemys scripta elegans, 4302 nucleotides long. RefSeq names its product RNA binding motif single stranded interacting protein 1 (gene RBMS1). The transcript has 14 exons. The coding region runs from base 568 to 1776 and encodes 402 amino acids. Gene Ontology annotation, cellular component: ribonucleoprotein complex; cytosol; nucleus. Gene Ontology annotation, molecular function: poly(A) binding; poly(U) RNA binding; mRNA 3'-UTR binding. Lineage: Eukaryota; Metazoa; Chordata; Testudines; Emydidae. The record is from RefSeq and is a predicted model, not a curated record.
GGGAGCUGCUGGCUGCACCGUGGAAUGUGCGGUAUGCGGGGGCCAGAAGCAACCAUUCGGCGGGACAGGGGCGGCCGCCGCCUGCUCCUCCGGGGUCCCGCGCAGUGGGCGGCAGCCGAGCGCCGCUGCGCAGAGCAGAGCGGCCAGGGCAGGAGGCGGCGGCGUGCGGGGCAGGCCGGGCGCAGGGGCCGGGCGCAGAGCCUGCUGUGGGCUGUCUCCUGCGGCGCUGCUCUCUCUCUCUCUGGGCGGUGGUUGAGGCCGCUGGUAGGUGGGAUCGGCUCUGCCGCUGCUGGGGAAGCGCCCGCUGCUGCCGCCGCCGCCAGAUCAAUGAACUCUCUUCGGUCGCGGCUGCUGCUGCUCGGGUAGGCGCCGCGCGGCUGAUCCCCGGAGCGGAAGGGGGAGAGAGGCGUCGUCGUGCGCGGAACUCCGGCUCGGAGGCAGCAGCAGCAGCAGCCGCCGCCGGGGAGGGAGGGAGGCACCUCGCCCCGCACCGCAGCCGCCCCUGCGCGCAAGUUGGCACAAAACUUGCUGCCCAUCCCGAGGGGAAGCUGGGGCUUAGGCGGGGCGAUGAUUUUCCCCAAUAGCAGCAGUAACCCGGCGGGCGGCAGCAGGACUCCCUAUAGGAAACAGCCGUCCAUUGUACCAUCCCACCCAAUGGCUCCUCCUAGCCCCAGCACCACCAGCAGUAAUAACAACAGCAGUAGCAGCAGCAACUCAGGUUGGGAUCAAUUAAGUAAAACAAACCUUUACAUAAGAGGACUGCCUCCAAACACCACUGACCAGGACCUGGUAAAACUAUGUCAACCAUAUGGGAAAAUUGUAUCCACAAAGGCUAUUUUGGAUAAGACAACAAACAAAUGCAAAGGUUACGGUUUUGUAGAUUUUGACAGCCCAGCAGCUGCUCAGAAGGCUGUUUCCGCUCUGAAGGCUAGCGGAGUCCAAGCACAGAUGGCAAAGCAACAAGAACAAGAUCCAACUAACUUAUAUAUUUCCAAUUUGCCGCUGUCAAUGGACGAGCAGGAGCUUGAGAAUAUGCUUAAGCCAUUUGGGCAAGUUAUCUCUACAAGGAUACUUCGUGAUUCCAGUGGCACAAGUCGUGGUGUUGGCUUUGCAAGGAUGGAAUCAACAGAAAAAUGUGAAGCAGUGAUUGCUCAUUUUAAUGGAAAAUUCAUUAAGACACCACCGGGAGUUUCUGCUCCUGCAGAACCUUUAUUGUGCAAAUUUGCAGAUGGAGGACAGAAAAAGAGACAGAAUCAGAACAAAUACAUACAGAACGGGAGAGCGUGGCAUAGAGAAGGCGAGGUGAGACUUGCUGGAAUGACGCUUACUUAUGAUCCAACUACAGCUGCUUUACAAAAUGGAUUUUAUCCUUCCCCAUACAGUAUUGCAACAAACAGGAUGAUCACUCAAACAUCUAUUACGCCAUAUAUUGCUUCUCCGGUUUCUACGUACCAGGUUCAGAGUCCUUCUUGGAUGCAACCUCAACCAUAUAUAAUGCAGCACCCCGGUGCUGUAUUGACUCCCUCCAUGGACCACACCAUGUCACUACAGCCUGCAUCAAUGAUAAACCCUCUGACACAACAGAUGAGUCACCUUUCAUUAGGCAGUACUGGAACAUACAUGCCAGCCACAACAGCUAUGCAAGGAGCCUACAUACCCCAGUAUACACAUGUUCAGACAGCAGCUGUUCCUGUUGAGGAAGCUAGUGGUCAACAGCAGGUUACAGUAGAGACGUCCAGUGACCAUUCUCCAUAUACGUAUCAGCAAAACAAAUAACUGAGAUAUCCAGUGUUGACCUUGCCUGGAGAAGGGUGCAAAGGCUGAAACAAUCAUGGAUUUUACUGAUCAAUUGUGCUUUAGGAAUUAUUGACAGUUUUGCACAGGUUCUUGAAAACAUUAUUUAUAAUGAAAUCAACUAAAACUAUUUUUGCUAUAAGUUCUAUAAGGUGCAUAAAAAAAUCCUUAAAUUCAUCUAGUAGCUGUUCCUGUGAACAGGUUUAUUUUAGUAAGAAAAUUUUUAUCAAGUGUUAUGACGCAUUUUUUUUUUUCCAAAUUUCUGGGUAUGCACAGAUGACCACGAAGACUUAUUCACGUGCAUGGCAGAAUUUGUAUUUUGGGUUUUUGUUUGUUUGUUUGUUUUUGUUUCUUUUGUUUUUUUUUUUUUAUUGUAUGAAAUGGGUUUUCUGAAGUUUAAAAUAGUAAAACAUCUAAAAUGAUGAUCUGUGCUUGCAGUGUGUGAGUGUUGCUACAGUGCAGUGUUGCAGUUAGUGUCUGUUCUCUUAGCUUUCUGUUUUUCUUUUAACGUAGUGUGAAGUGUCUUAUCCUUUUCUAUAAAUUCCAGUUUGCCUUAAAUCUUUCAUGCUGUAGCUGUUUCAGUAAGUAGUCCAAACUAAUGGUGUAGAAUGCUUUGACCAAAUGAGCUGGUCUAUUAUGCCUUGUAAAACAGCAGCAUAGGGCUUUUAAAAGGUAGUCAAUAAAAAUUGCUGAAAAUUUGGCUUUUUUUAAUGUGUAGUAGGUGUUUUUAAUGAUUUUUUCACAUAAUAUGUAAGGUAGUGAAAUGCAAGAGGGGAAAAAUGUUUUGUGUGAAACACAUUUUCUGACUGGGGGAAUUUUAAUAGGAUAAAUUGUUUGUAAGGCCAUAUGCCAAUAGUUUCCUCUGAUAGUUUGAAUGAUUUAGGAACUCUGCUGUAUGAUGCAAUGUAAAAUCUUUUUUUGCCUUUUUUCAGAAACUAACUUGAUGUUCUAGUUUUAGUGUAGGUAGAGGGGGGAAUUUGCGGGGGGAAUAUCACAGAAUGUUUUUGUCCUUCCUUUAUACUAAUGAUAGUGCUUUAGAUUGAUGAUUGUGCUGAGACCUAGCAAACAGAAAAUUUGCUAUUACAGCAAAAUGGCAAAAGCUAAGGACUUGUUUGCAAACAUAAGCUGAGAUGUAAGUAGACGCAUAAUUGAUUGGGUACUAGCUCUCUAUAGUAGGUAAAUAAAAAUAAAAAGACUUGGCACUUUUAAAGGUAACUUUACCAAAGAACAAAGAGCCAGUAACCAAUAAUUCUGAUUUGUCUCAGCAUUACGUCUUCUGUACUCUUUAUUUUUGCCGGACCAGUUUGCGGUUAGGAGAAUGUGCCUUUUUUUGUACAUUUGCAUUUAGGUUUUAUAAUUUUAAUUGAUGUAUGGACACAAAAAGCAUGAAGGAAGACUUGGAUCCAAGCAGUGCCACGCUUUACAUCAUCACUACAAGUGUUAAGUGUAAAGAAAACCAAUUUUGAAACUAUGAAAUUCCUGAUUCAUAAAUACACAGUUAUUUGUAUUUUUACGUAUUAGAUAAUUCACUGCUAUUAAGCUCUUUUAUUACAAUGGCAUAUGUUUUAAAUCAAAUGAUAAAUUAAGUUGUCUUCCAAAACUGUGUACUUGUCUGGUCAGCUGUAUAUGAUCAGUUAUCUACCUCAAAGUUUAUUUCUUUUUGUACUGGGACAGGUUGCUGGCCCUCCCUGUUUCCACAGACCAAAUCAUCCUAGCUCAGGAGCUAGGGCUAAGCAGUUACUUCAUUCAAGUAUUUUUUAGUUUUUAAAUUGUGUGAGUAUUGGAGUAUAGAUGUCGGUGACAUUUCAUAGUUUCAAAAGUAAAUUGCUGCUCUGAGAAGUGUAGAUUCUAGUGAAUUACAUAGUCAUAAGAGAUGUUUGUUUUUUCUUUUCUUUUUUUAAAAAAAAAGUUGUGGUAUUAUUGGUUCUAUGCUCCCUGGAAUAUUACUGCUUUGUAAAAGUCCAGACUUCCUGCAGCACCUUCCCUGUAUCUGGUAUAUUGCCAUUCUUGGAUCUCUCACUACUUGAUAUUUUUUGCAUUCGUUAAAAUUGCAAUAUAAUAGCUGUGUUAGAGGGAGGGAAGAGCUGCUGCUAGAAACGUCUGAACUAAGUGCCAUACUCAUUGUCUGGGUAAGAUUUGGGAAAUUUAACCUCUGUACAUAAAGAAAUAAUCAGUUACUUAAACAUCACAUAGUAGACAGCCAUUAAAUUAUAAAAAAAAUUAAUUUAUGAAGAAAGACCUUUUGUACAGAUUGAAAAAAAAAGAUUUUCAUAGAGAUAUCUAUAUGAUCAAGAGAGUUAAUUUUUUAUUUUUGUUUUUCUAGUGCCACAAACUUGCCAGUGGUAACUUAUUUGUCCGGUUCAAGAUAACUCUGUAGUUUUGUUUCCUAGGACUUGUUGUUAAACGCCAAAAGACAUUUUUGAACUGUACAUUUGAUUAGAUUGUUAGCUUUUUUCUGUUUUAUUUCUUUUGAAAACUUUUGAAUAAAAAAGAUUGAAAAAAUGAAAA